Molecule: messenger RNA, 174 nt
Organism: Lichtheimia ornata
Lineage: Eukaryota; Fungi; Mucoromycota; Mucoromycetes; Mucorales; Lichtheimiaceae
Product: plasma membrane proteolipid 3
Exons: 4
Coding region: 1-174 (57 amino acids)
Cellular component (GO): membrane
Source: RefSeq, a predicted model, not a curated record
AUGGCUUUGACCUGCUCUGAUAUUUGCAAGUUUAUCCUUGCUGUUAUUCUUCCACCUCUUGGUGUCUUUGCUGAGAAGGGAUGCGGUGUCGACCUUUUGAUUAACGUUGGUUUGACCAUCCUCGGUUGGAUCCCUGGUGUUAUUCACGCAUUCUACAUUAUUCUGAAAUAUUGA